AUGUCCGAAGGCAAUAUAUUAGCAUCAAAGAAGGUCGUCGUAUCGGGGGGUACGGGGUUUGUGGGCGCUGCCACAGUGCGCAGCCUGGCUGAGAAACACCCAGGCUGCGCCAUCACCAUCCUUGAUCAGAGUCCGCCUCGGGCCCAACAUGCCCUACCAGAGAAGGUGGAUUUCGUACGAGUCGAUGUCAAUUCAAUGAGUGAAGUCAGCAAGGCACUCCAAAUGAUCAAGCCGGACGUUGUCAUUCAUACUGCAGGGGUUGUUCCACAUCUUGCCGACCGGUUCGGGCGUCGACUGGAGCGCGAAGUAUGGAAGACGAAUGUCCAAGGCACAAAGAACAUGCUCGAUGCAGCCGUCGAAUCUGGCGUCGAGGCGUUCAUCUACACCAGCACCUGCUGUGUGACGACUGAUGACAUGAGGUUUCCUUAUCCCAAUAUCAACGAGGCAUGGCCAACAUCGCCAGCCUCUCUGAUAUAUGGCGAGUCUAAGGCUGCAGCAGAGGCUCUGGUCCUGCAGGCAUCCAGCAGUAAGAUGGUGACCUGCGCCCUUCGACCUUCGGUGCUCUUCGGACCCGGAGACUAUCAGCUGAUUCCAUCCAUCCACGCAUGCAUUGCCAAAUAUGAGACUUGGUUCAUUAUCGGAGAUGGAUUUAAUCUCUGGGAUGUUACCCACGUGAGCAAUGUCGCCGACGCCCAUGUCCUCGCAGCAGAAAACUUGAUGACAUCUCGCACGGCGGCGGGUGAGGCCUUCUUCAUCCAAAAUAACGAACCGAUUACAUUUCGGGAUUUCUGCCUGGCCAUCUGGGCACAUUUCGGGCAUGUUCCGUCCUUCGAGGUUCAUAUCCCGGAAGCACUGGCAUAUGUGGCAGGGUUGGUGUGUGAAUGGGCCACUUGGGCGACGAGAUCUUCCACUACUCUAAGCCGUGGCAGUGUUCGAGAUGCAUGCGCUAUGCGAUAUGCCUGCGGCGAUAAGGCCAAAUUUAUUCUGGGCUACGAGCCGCGGAUUGGCAUUGAAGAGGGCAUCCGGUUGAGCUGUGAAGUAAGCAAGGACCCGACCCUCCAUCCAGGAACCCACUCUUUCCCCUCGUUCCACUCCUCCUACUGUCUGUUUGACGUUAAGUGA
Molecule: messenger RNA, 1122 nt
Organism: Penicillium daleae
Lineage: Eukaryota; Fungi; Ascomycota; Eurotiomycetes; Eurotiales; Aspergillaceae
Exons: 2
Coding region: 1-1122 (373 amino acids)
Biological process (GO): steroid biosynthetic process
Molecular function (GO): 3-beta-hydroxy-Delta5-steroid dehydrogenase (NAD+) activity
Source: RefSeq, a predicted model, not a curated record